CAAACCGCUGCAACGUCACGUCAGCUGUUUCUCCGUUCCCCGCAACGCGCAUUUUUGUUGAUCUGAUCGAAUCGGCCUGACGUUUGUCCCCUUUCGCUCAGCUGUUCAGUGUUUUGGCAAAUUUCUCAGAAAAUAUGUCGACGGAACAGGAGGCUGCCAGCUCGAGCAGCGAGCUGCCCCUCGAUCUGAUCGAGUCGUCGCAGGAGAAAAAGGAGGAAUUCACGGAGCCCGAAGCGAAAAAACGUAAAAUAUCCAAACAGCAGAGCGACGAUAAAAAGCACAAACUCGAAGAAAGACUGGGUGGAAUUUUGUGCUGCGCAGUUUGUCUCGAUCUGCCCAGGGCCGCCGUUUAUCAGUGCACCAACGGCCACUUGAUGUGCGCGGGCUGUUUCACGCACGUGCUGGCCGACGCGCGCCUGCGCGACGAGACCGCCACGUGUCCCAGCUGUCGCGUGGAAAUAUCCAAGGUGUCGGCCACCAGGAACUUGGCCGUGGAGAAUGCGGUCAGUGAGCUGCCCAAUGAGUGCCAGUUCUGCGGCAAGCAGUACCCGAGGAACUCGCUGGAGCGUCACGAGGAGCAGGAGUGCGAAGAGAGAAUCUCGGGAUGCAAGUACAGUCGUAUCGGAUGCCCUUGGAGGGGCCCCGAACACGAGCGGCAGGAGCACGAGAGCCAGUGCGCGCACCCGCACCGCACAGGCGCAGAAGUGAUGGACUCGCUCCUGGCCAUGGACCAGCAGAUGGCCGAGGAGAAGAAGCUCUUCGAGAACAUAUUCGAUUUGUUGGGAUACGAGAAAAUCACCUUCACCGAUAUACAGUUGAAACCGUACAGGACCGACGAGUUCGUUCACCGCUUGUUUUACGAAUCGUCCAGGUUUUCCGCUUUCAACAAUCAGUGGGUGGUUAAGGCAAGGAUAAACAACUGUCAAAAAGAUCCCACACAGAGUUCCCAGCGCGAUAUGAAUUAUCAGUUGAUUCUGAAGUCCAAGUCCACGACGUCUCUGAAUCUGAGCUACAUCGUGUUAAGAGGUCCCGUAGGUGACAUCAAGGUGAAACCGAGGAUUUACGAGUUCGAUUUCACAGACCAGAACAACGAAAGUCCUUACGUCACCUUGCCGUUACCUGACACAGCCGAAUGCAACCGAUUGCUAGCAGCGAAAACUAUAAAUCUCAGGUUAAUUAUGUUUCUCGUCUCGAAGUAGAAAUUUUUGGCUUCCGAAUGUCGAAACCAUCCGCUACAUUGAUGCCUGGUUCUAACACAACAUACACACAGAAUGUAAUAAAAUUCUCGUGCUAAUAUCACCGAAAACGUUAAGGAGAUGUCUCUUUCUUUUUUUAUACAUAAUUAUAUUUAAUUGAGGAUCUCAAGCGACAUAGGUAUAAGUUUUUUCUGUCUCUUUGGCAUAUUUUUUGCGAUUUCCGGUAUAGUGUUGAGAGAAACAAAACGCAGGACGGUUUAAAAUUCUAGAAAAACUAUAUUGAAAAUGACAGAGAGAAAAUAUAACGACGUGUUUUUCUAGAGUUUUAAACCAGAUAUGCGAUAGAAUAUCACGAAAUAUUUCUUUUUUUUUAUAUUAAGAUGAUAUAUAUAUAAAAAAUAUAUACUUUUUAGAUAUUAUUAUAUACUGUUGAGUUAGAGAAGUAUUUAUUUAAAAAUAGAAUAUAUUUUUACCUUUUUUUUGUUACCCCGUAUAGAGAACUGUAUAUACGCUCAUCUUAAUCGACUUUUUUUUUCAUUUCUCUUUAAUAAUUAAUUUUAUUAGUAAUAUUCUUCUCCGAGGUUGCCACGUUUCGAUUUUUUUCAGUUAAGAGUGGAAUAUUUUCGGAAAAAUAUUCCGUACUAAUUUUGACAUGAAAUAAUUUAAGGGAUUUGGUAAUUGAAGAGUUAUUUUAAGAAAUACAAAUAUAUAUAUUAAAAAAAUACAA
Molecule: messenger RNA, 1923 nt
Organism: Sitophilus oryzae (rice weevil)
Lineage: Eukaryota; Metazoa; Arthropoda; Insecta; Coleoptera; Curculionidae
Product: cysteine and histidine-rich protein 1 homolog
Exons: 6
Coding region: 135-1199 (354 amino acids)
Cellular component (GO): nucleus
Molecular function (GO): zinc ion binding
Source: RefSeq, a predicted model, not a curated record